Cydia strobilella is the source of this 538-nucleotide messenger RNA. RefSeq lists its product as uncharacterized. Gene Ontology annotation, molecular function: serine-type endopeptidase inhibitor activity. The transcript has 4 exons. Bases 44 to 532 code for a protein of 162 amino acids. Lineage: Eukaryota; Metazoa; Arthropoda; Insecta; Lepidoptera; Tortricidae. The record is from RefSeq and is a predicted model, not a curated record.
AAGCUACUCUACUAGGUCAUGAAAUGUCACAAUUGUUUCGAUAAUGAAUAUCUUACGCGUUGUAUUAUUUCUUGUAAGCGUUAGUUUAACUUUAGUUUAUAAUGAUGCAAAUGAUGUUAGUGAUAUUACAGAAGAUAAGCGUGUUUUAGCGCUAAUCAAGGAGAGGAAACGGUACCAAAAAGUGCGUUGUUCGCGUCGCUACACGCCAGGGUCAUGUAUGGACCCAGUACGACCCGUGUGGACUUUUGUAGCCCCUUUACAGUCCUGCACAGAGCGCCUCGGCUGCCCAUCGGGCCUCUUCGCAAACCGCUUCAACUCAUUCGAGGAAUGUACCAACAUGUGUCGCGAACUCGUCUACCUAUUUAUGUACCUGCAGUCUUUGGACAACGAGACGUUCAGGGUACCGGAUGAAGCGCUAGAGACCUCGACGCCACAUGCCAGCGACAGCAUUUAUGGCGAAUUCGGGCAAGACAACGACGGCGAACAGGACUCACUAGGCGAGGUUGUUGAAGAUGUCGAGGCAGACAAGUAAGUUGGA